Messenger RNA from Gastrolobium bilobum, 1284 nucleotides. RefSeq lists its product as uncharacterized. NCBI's taxonomy places the organism in Eukaryota, Viridiplantae, Streptophyta, Magnoliopsida, Fabales, Fabaceae. The coding region runs from base 1 to 1284 and encodes 427 amino acids. The record is from RefSeq and is a predicted model, not a curated record. The transcript has a single exon.
AUGACUAGGAGUAAUAUCAAUGUUAAUGAUCUGUUUGCAUUUGAUCCUGAAAUAGAGAGAACAUUGCAUGCUGCUAGAAGAGCUCGUAGGUUGACUUAUAGUAGAAUUACUAAAUUGGAUCCUAUUUCUGAGCAUACUGAUUUUAAUUGUUCUAGUUCUUUUAAUAGAGUAGAUUUUACCUCUUCAAGUGAUUGUCUAGUUAAUUCUGAAAUCAUGGAUAACAGAAGUUUGAAACAAUUGGCUGAACCUGAUGUUGAAAAUUAUCAGCCAUUAUGUAUUCGUUAUCCUGAUUUAAAUGUUGCAUUUGAAUUAAAAUCUGGUUUGAUUCAUUUGCUGCCAAAGUUCCAUGGUCUUGCAGGUGAGGAUCCUCAUAAGCAUCUGAAGGAGUUCCAUGUGGUAUGCAGUACUAUGAAGCCACAAGGAGUAGAUGAAGAGCAAAUCAAGUUGAGGGCUUUUCCAUUUUCUUUAGAUGGUGGACCUAAGGAUUGGUUUUACUACCUGCAGUCAUCCUCCAUUGGAAGCUGGAAUGAUAUGGCCAGACUCUUCCUGGAAAAAUUCUUCCCAUCUUCAAGAGCCACUUCGAUCAGAAAGGAAAUAAGUGGCAUAAGGCAAGCAAAUGGGGAGAACUUGCAUGAGUACUGGGAGCGAUUCAAGAGGUUGUGUGCAAGCUGCCCGCACCAUCAAAUCCCAGAUCAACUGUUGAUUGUGUACUUCUAUGAAGGGUUGCUUCCCAUGGACAGAAAUCUUUUAGAUGCAGCUAGUGGUGGAGUCCUCGUCAAUAAAACACCUGUUGCUGCAAAAGAAUUGAUUGCAGAGAUGGCAGCCAAUACUCAGCAAUUUGGCACCAGAGUGAACAGCAGUGCGGUGUUCCAAGUGCAAGCAUCCAUAGUCCAAUCUUCAGCAGCUCCUACAGUAGCAUCAAGCAUGGACAAUCAAAGAAUUGAAAAUAAGCUUGAUAAGUUAAACUCGCUGGUGAGACAAUUGGCAGUAACACAGAUAGUGCAGCCUCCCACUCCACAGAUGAGCAACCCGUGUGGCAUCUGCUGUAAUCCUCUUCAUCCCACAGAUGGCUGCCCUUCCUUUCAUGAUAACAUCCCUCUAGUUGACCAGGCAGUAGCUGCAGUAGGAGUUUUUCCUGGAAAAUCGCAGUAUCAGCAGCAGCAAUGCAAUCCCUUCUCCAAUACUUACAAUCCUGGCUGGAAGGAUCAUCCCAACUUGAAGUCGAAUCAGAACCUGAACCAGCAGAGCCUUCCUCCUUAUCAGCAGAGGCAAAAUUUCCAGUAG